CGCUUUUGUUCUGGAUGCACCUCCCUCAAAGCAGCACACGAUAAAUACCUCCAUUGUAUGGACCCUGUCCGCCCUAGAGGCGGCGUGUGGCAGCACUUAUCUCUCACCAGACCAGCUUCUCACAGUCUCAGGACCGAGUGGGAGCUAAGCUCAUGGCUUUUAUUCACAUUUGAAUGCAGUCAUUCAGAAUAACGGAUUUCUUCAGCAGCAGCAGAGCCGCAGUCUCUCACUGUGGUCUCACUGCGCUGUUUACCUACUGUUUAUGACAAAUUGUACUCAGGAACGAAAGAAAAUGGAGAAGCAAGUGGUGGAUGUUGCCAGAGGAGCCUUCAACUCGGGGCGGUCGAGACCCCUGCAGUACAGAAAACAGCAGCUCAGAGCCUUACUCAGACUCAUCACAGAGCGCCAGGCAGACAUAGCAGCAGCUCUCAAACAGGACCUCAACAGGAGCGAGUUUGAUACGCCACUUUUAGAGCUGAUUGGACUUGAGAAAGAUAUCAAGCUGGCUGAAAGUAAACUCUCUGACUGGACGAGUCCUCAGCCUGUUGAGAAGAACCUGCUCACCAUAAGCGAUGAUGUUUUUAUUCAAGCUGAACCUCUGGGUGUUGUGCUGAUCAUUGGAGCCUGGAACUAUCCCUGGGCUCUUACAUUACAGCCCCUUGUUGGAGCCAUUGCAGCAGGUAACGCAGCUGUGGUGAAGCCCUCAGAGCUGAGCAAGAAUUCGGCCAGUCUACUAAAAGAACUGCUACCUCAAUAUUUGGAUAAGGAGAUGUACCCUGUGGUGACUGGAGGUGUUCCAGAGACCCAGGAGCUGCUGAGGCAGCGUUUUGAUCACAUCUUCUACACGGGAAGCAGCACAGUGGGCAAACUGGUUAUGGAAGCAGCUGCACGCUACCUCACGCCAGUGACUCUGGAACUGGGAGGAAAAAGUCCCUGUUACAUCGAUAAGGACUGUGACAUUUCAGUUGCUUGUCGGCGAAUCACAUGGGGGAAGUUUACUAAUUGUGGUCAGACAUGCAUCGCGCCAGACUACAUCCUCUGUCAUCCUAGCAUUCAGAACAGAGUCAUUGAAGAGAUUCGUCUGACGUUACUGGAGUUCUAUGGUGAGGACCCUAAAACCUCUCCAGAUUAUAGUCGCAUCAUCAACCAGCAUCACUUUGAGCGUGUUCUGGCCCUAAUGGAGGGAUGCACAGUGGCUGUUGGGGGAGAAAGUGAUAAAACACAGUGUUAUAUUGCCCCUACUAUUGUGAAGGAUGUUUUGCCUCAUGCCAGGAUAAUGCAGGAGGAGAUCUUUGGACCUGUGCUACCGAUAAUAACAGUCAGUGAUGUCAGUGAGGUCAUUCGCUUCAUCAAUGAGAGAGAGAAACCUUUGGCCCUUUAUGUUUUCUCUUCUGAUAAGAGGGUGAUCAAGCGAAUGCUGAGUGAGACAACCAGUGGAGGAGUGGUGGUUAAUGAUGUCAUAAUGCACUACACAGUCAACUCCUUACCCUUCGGGGGUGUGGGAAACAGUGGGAUGGGGAAAUACCAUGGGAAGCACACCUUUGACCAGUUAAGCCACCACCGUGCUUGCCUCAUUAAGUCUUUAGCGAUGGAGAGUCUGAACAAAGCCCGCUACCCUCCCCUAACGCCGUCCCGCCUGCACAGGGCCAGGUGCUUCAUGCUGAGCCGCUUGUGCAGCUGUGCCCAGGCCAUCUGCGCCUGGGCCAUCAUUGCUACCAUUCUGGCUCUGGGUUUGCUGAUCGCCUUACUGGUAGUCCUACUUAAGGAUCCUGUGGCAUGAAGAUCCUACCAGAAAAUAUACACAUUGAAGUGCUAGGCAUUGUACUUAUGAUUUGUGGUGUAAGAAAAAAUUGCUAUUGUUAAAGAUGUGCCAAAAGCUAUUUUCUUAUAAUAUGUAAUGUACUGUAUUUUAAUGUAUCGCCUACUGUAUGUGUUCCAUUUAAAUACCUAAUUUUUGAUAUGCAUUUAUGUUGCUGUAAGGUGUAUUCUGCUGUGGACAUCCCACUUGCACAGGCGCUGAUACAAAAUCCAUUUCUGUGGGCACUGUAGCAGUAGCAUACAUACUGCAUACUGGAUUGUCAGCAUUAUCCUUGUUUUCUAUGCAUAGCGCAGAGUUCUUUGUGCUGCCGCUUUUUCAGAUAAGCUGGUUUUACUGUUCACUGAAGUAAGUGACAAAGGGCUUGUUGCUGUGCUGUAUAGUUUUGUGUGCCAGCUGGACCAGACAUUUUCCAGAAGCAGACUUUGGUAUUAUUAAAUAAUAACAAAAAUAA
Molecule: messenger RNA, 2270 nt
Organism: Colossoma macropomum (tambaqui)
Lineage: Eukaryota; Metazoa; Chordata; Actinopteri; Characiformes; Serrasalmidae
Gene: aldh3a1
Product: aldehyde dehydrogenase 3 family, member A1
Exons: 11
Coding region: 263-1780 (505 amino acids)
Biological process (GO): aldehyde metabolic process
Cellular component (GO): cytoplasm
Molecular function (GO): aldehyde dehydrogenase (NAD+) activity
Source: RefSeq, a predicted model, not a curated record